This is a messenger RNA of [Torrubiella] hemipterigena, 5288 nucleotides long. Lineage: Eukaryota; Fungi; Ascomycota; Sordariomycetes; Hypocreales; Clavicipitaceae. The record is from the annotation of a GenBank genome assembly.
ACACCGGCGGUUGCGCCAACACCGCCCCACCAAUCGGCACCAGCCCAGGUCUCUCCGUUGGCGCAGCUCGCCCAAUUCAACCCGCCACGCGCCAUCAUCACCACACCAUCACCAUCUUCCACAACCACAAUGGCGCCGGCUCAAGGGCCUCCCCUCUCGCUGCGGCCAUUCCCAGUCGCCGACAAGAGCCCCAAGAACCUGUCCGACUUCAUCGUGCGCGUCAAUUCGCUAACGGGCGGCUUCCGCUCUGUCACCGAAGCCAAGCUGCAAGAAGAGAUUCGCACAGGCGAGAACCCCAGCGACGAUGACGACUCGGACGAUGUCAGCAUGGCAGAUGGCAACGAAGAUGCCGAUGAAUCCAGCAAAGACCCAGCGCAGGCACGCAUGGAAGUGCUGCGAAAUCUCGACAUUGCCGGCAACAACGCCAUGCUAACCCUCGACUCUCUCUCCCUCCUCCUCUCGAAGCAGAAUCCCACACAGGCCAGCGUCACACUCUCCCAGCAGCUGCGCGACAUGGUCGGUAUCGGCACCCUCGGGUCCGACAAGCUCAACGACACCAACGCCACGGCCGAGAAGACCAAAGACGAAGAGACCGUCGCCAUCGGCUGGACGCUCAUGGAGAUCAACAAGACCCGCAAUGCUGCACAAGAAGCUUCGGCCCUGCUCGAAAAAGAAAUCGAGGCAGAAGGCAAAUACUGGGAAGGCAUCAUGGCCGUCAAGAAGGCCGGCUGGUCUAUCUGCAAGGUCCCCCACGAGCGACACACAUUGGGCGUCCGCUUCGGCUUCUCAGAAGCUGCCCUCGAAUUCAAAUCCAACGGUCUAGCCGCCAUGCGCCGCCUCGAAAACGGCUCUGUCGACCUCGACUGUGGCCGCCUUGGCCGCAUACAGGAACGUAUCGUGGUCUCCUACCUGCGCGACAACCAAGUAACCGGCCGCGCAACACUGCACGACAACAAUAUGGGCGCAGACCCUAGCCUCGAGCACCGCGUACUCGGCGCCCGCAACACAAUCUUCGCCCAAGAGCUCUGGGGCGAGCUUGUCCGCGAGGCGCGCACUCUCGCAGCCUACGACGUCCGUCCUGACGACAAGAAGCUCACCUGCGAGAUCGAGCCCGGCGUCAAGCUCGUCAUUGAGCUACUGCCCACGGAUCAAGCGCAAAACGACCCAGCCGCCAUCAACCUCCCCGACAACACUGUCGCCGAAACCAUCUCCGCCUCGCUACACAUCCUCCUAACAUACGCCCACCGCUGCAACGAGCUGGUCCGCAUCCGCCCCAUGCCUCCUCACAUCUCCCGCUCCCGCGGACCCCAAACAUAUACCCUCCUGCGCCCCAUCAUUGCGCGCAUCAUCUCUGCCCGCAGCACCGCCGCGUGCACAGCGUACGUCGGCGGCAUCAUCUCUGCGCUUAAGCUCGCAGGCCUCUCCUCGUCAUCCUUUACUCUGCGCACAUCACAAACUUCUACGCCCACAGCUGCCGAACAAGCCGCAUUCGGUUCAAAUAACCUCUCUAGCGCAGUCUCUCUGAUCCGCAACAUCCUCCAGCCCAUCGAUGUUGCUUUGGAAGUCAACCUCGUCCCCGAUCUAUCAUUUACCAUUCGCGCAAGAACAUACUUAUUCCCUGUGACAGCGACAUACUACCACGUUCUCGCACCGCCAGAGUCGCCACUACACGGCAUCUGCGCGCCAUACGCAGAGGGAUACCCUGAUGUUGCGGCCCUCGCAGACUACCUUCGCACGGCGACGCAGCGCGCACUCGUUGGGUACUGUCUCUCCAAGGUCUCCUCGGAGGGCAAGUGGGCACAGAGUAUACAUGACACCUCCAUUAGUGAUGUGGAUGCCACGUCGACGAAUGUGCUCUUCCGAAUUGAAGAGGAAAACGGAAAGGUAAACGGGCUCGUUGUAGAAAGUAAACCACUGGGUGAUAACAGCACGACGGAGGCAAAGACGUGGAUGUGGAGCGCCACUCUAGAUAAACAGCCCCCAUCGCUUCUUGAAGUCGUUGGCGAGGUGCUGGGAGAGAAGUUAUCAUAGAGUUUAGAAAAAGGUUUAAUUAUGAAUCAAAACAGCCCAUGAGAUUAAGCUAUAUACCUGGUCUGUUGAUGAUGUCGCUACUAUUCUAGUCUUGUUAUAUCCAGCAAAAUUAGCAAAGUCGCUGCUUGUAUCCGUCCUGUCCUGUUGUCAUAAUUCAUAACGCGCCAUUUUAAUUGCCAGUGAAUAAGAACCUGAGUUCGUUGGCAUUCAGCCUGCCAAUCUUGGCGCUCUCCUUUUCAUCUAGUGCCGCUUCGACAACUUCUUGUUUCUUCUCCUUCAGUGCCACGAUUCGAUCUUCCACAGUAUCCUUUGUGAGAAUUCGGUACACCUUGACCUCCUUAGUUUGGCCAAUGCGAUAGGCGCGAUCCACAGCUUGCAUUUCAAUGUACGGGUUCCAGAAUGGAUCCAUGAUGAUAACACGAGUGGCACUGGUGAGGUUGAGUCCUGCGUUACCAGCACGCAGGGAAACCAACAUAACACGGACAUCGCUCUUCUCUCGGAAAUCCUUCGCAGCCUGGGCACGUAGCUCGCCAGACAUGCUUCCAUCAUAGCGGCGCGGCCGGUGGGAGAAGUCUUCGUGGUACAUAGCGACAUCGAUGAGGUCAAGGAGUAGUGUCCACUGCGAGAAGAUGAUGGUCUUUUCGCCUUCUGCGUCGGAUUCGUGAAGCAACUUCAUGCACUCAUCAAUCUUUGCAGCAGGCAUCCAAGUCUCACGGAGAUAUGCCAUGUAUUUGCGGUAGGAAUCCUUAUUCUUUGCUGCAUCCUUACGGAGCUGCUUGAGCGUAGAUGGCUUAACGUCACUAGUCUUCGCCUUCUCUUUACCCUUGCCGUUUUUCUUGACCUUAGCUUUGGCUUUGCCCUUGCCUUUAGACUUCUUCUUUGGCUUGGGUUCUGGCAUGGGCUUCUCUUCAAGCUCUUCUUUGGGCAGUUUCGAAUCCUCAGUCUCCUCCACCUUUGCAUCAGCGGAUUCAGCAUCUUUAUCAGGCUUUAUAUCUUCGUCGGAGUCAUCGUCAAAGAAUCCGUCGUCAAUGAAACCCUUCAGGUUGCCUUUCUUGUCGACUUCAUCUUUCACAAUUGGUUCGUCCGGCUCAUCCUCGCUGUCGCCGAUUUCAUCGCCACUACUAUCGUCUUCAUCGUCGCUAUCGUCCUCAUCAUUGUUGUCCUCCUGAUCCAGAGCUUCAGGCAUAUGAACUUCCUGGAAAGCCUCAUACGUAAAGCACUUGCGUGGGUCAAACGGUCCACGACAAACCGGACACUUUGCCUGAGAGCUUUCAGUGCCCUCCUGGAGAUUCUGCGUAGCAGCGUUGUCUGCAAUCCUGCUCAAACAUUGCUUACAGCUGUCGUGGCCGCAGGGAAUAAAAAAAGUUGGCGAUUGAACAGCAUCAUAGCAUAUAGGACACUCAAAGGCCUCCAUCUCCUUUAUUCGUCUUACAAUGGUGGGGUCCAACUUCUUGACAAGCUCAACCAUGUCUUCAUCAGUGUAUGGACUAACAUCAUCCACAUCAAGAUUGAGAUGGGGAUGGCAGCACGCUUGGCGCAGCCGCAGCAAAAGCACAAGAAUACUGGAGUAGUUUUUGCCAACAGUGCCCUCUCGAAGAUACUUGCUGAACAGAACCUGGGACUUCAUUUCGAGCUGCUUGUAAAAGCCACGCUCAUCUUCCGACAAUUCGGCAUAUACGACCUCCUCUGUCUUCGGUGGAAGUCGCAAAAUGGGCUUACCAUCCAACAGAGAAUCCUUUUUCCGUCGCAGCAUCACGGCUUUCAGCAACGCACGCAAGCCAUCCAUGGCCUUGUGCUUUGGGUCACCUUGUUUACCAAAGAGAACUCCGAACGAGUGUCGAAACUUCUCCCACUGAUGGUACGGUUUGAUGCGUAGAAAUCUGAGCAAUGGGUAAAGCUCGAGGACUCCAUUCAUCAUUGGUGUUCCAGUCAAACACCAUCGAUAAGUAGCUCUCAACGCAUGGCACGCUUUCGAUGUUUGUGUCAAUUUGUUCUUGAUGCAUUGUGCUUCGUCCAGAAUGAUGCGGUGGAAAAUGGCCUUUUCGGGAUUCAGCAAUGGAAAUUUGAUUCCAACAGCGCGGUCAUUGUAGUCGAUUUGCCUGUCGGCAUUGUCCCUCUGGUAGGUCUCAAGACGCUUGAAUUCUUGGGCAAUGGUACCGUACGUGGUAAGAACAACAUCAUACUGAAGCAGGUCAUCCGACGUAGCUUUUUUGUUGUGAUAUACAAAGACCGACAAGCUAUGCGAUGCUUUUGUUUUCGACUUGAUUUCCUCUUCCCAUUGUCGAAUCAACGAUAGCGGCCCAAUAAUCAAGUUUGUCUUAGGUCGAGAUGUGGCUUUCCUGUCGAGGAUCAACGACAAUGUCGAGAUGGUUUUGCCGAGGCCCAUGUCGUCGGCAAGGAUUCCACCCUUGUUAGUUCCAUCUUCCAUCUUCUUCAUCCAAAUUAGAGCAAGCUCCUGAUGGUGAUAAAGGUCGUUCUUCAGACCUUCGGGUUUCGUUUUUCCUCUGAGGUCCUCAGGAAUAUGAACAUCCGGCUGAACAUUCUUGAGCAGUUCUGCAAGUUCCUCAUCAGAUACUCUCUCAUCUUGUAUAGACUCAAAGAAGCUUCCGAGUCGGCCGCCCAUUGAGCUCAUCAUAUCGCCCAUCGCGCCAUAUCCAAACAUGCUCGUCCUAUUGAUAAUAUUUCCUAGAGCGCCUCCGGGGCCCUGCGAGGGCACAGUCCUAUUUGCGCGUAUAGGCAUCUGGCUAGAGGCCGGAUUUACUGGCAGGAACCCAGGCGGUGGCUGGGCAUUAGCCGGCCACCAGAUAACGGGUCCAGAAGUACCAGGCAUACGAUAGGCAAUAGUUCCAUUCGAUGCAUUCGUUAGUGAUCUAACUGACUGUGGUUGGCUCAGGUUGAUGGGCCGUUGUCGACUAGACCCUGGCAUUGCAUCCCACGCACCGGGCAUUUGCGAUGUCAUUUCGAUUGGCGACGGUGAAGGCGAGGACUCUCCACUAGAGAUGGACUCAUAACCUGGGUACUCUACUUCCAGCGGCGAAGGUCGUGGGGGUCGCGGGGCAUUUGCUCGCUGUGUCUCCAUGAUUCUCGCCAGAGCACCAAACGAUUCAUUCGGAUCGAUUUGUGAGGAUGAAGGCUGGUAAAGGCUAGACUCCUGGCUCAGUUGUUCCGCAAAUCGUCGGUCUUCAACUGAUUGUGUGUGUUGCCUUUCACGGCGGAUCUGAUCGGCCACUAAACUAGCAUCUAGUUGAAUAUCGUCG